Molecule: messenger RNA, 1296 nt
Organism: Arachis stenosperma
Lineage: Eukaryota; Viridiplantae; Streptophyta; Magnoliopsida; Fabales; Fabaceae
Exons: 1
Coding region: 1-1296 (431 amino acids)
Source: RefSeq, a predicted model, not a curated record
AUGGCUAGUGAGGAGAGUUUUGUUGUUCUGGUUCACCACAGAGGAUCCAUAAAGAGGAAAACUCGUUCCAGAGUGAAGUUCACAGAUAAAGAUCCUCUCUGUAUUGUCGUAACUCCUCGGACGAGCUAUGAUGACCUUGUUAGAUCUGUACUGACGAAGCUCGAUCUGGAAGAUGCGAAGCGGGUGAAGAAGUUUUUCUAUCGCAUUUCAGUCACGGUGCUCCAGGAUACCGUGAAGUAUGAUUGUUUCACGAUUAGUAGUGAUGAGGACUUACAGGUAAUGUUUCUUUGUCGGCGGCAGUUUCCGGAGGUCAGGACCCCAGAGUUGUUGGCAAAGCUGGUUGAUGUGGUAUCCAGCUCAGGGGGUUCGAACCGGAAUACCACCACUUUAGCCACACCAGCCGGUUCUAGUUCCCGGCCUGCCGUUGCUUCUUCCUCCAUCGCUGUUUACCAGCCAGUGGUCCAAGCUGUCGCCUCCCCGUCUUUUGCUGUUGAUCUCAACGGCAGCAUAGGUGAAGACGUACAUUCAAGGGAAAAUCUGCCGGACGAUUUACUCGGUGUUGCACCGCUUGGCGUUGGAGACGGAGUGUUGGGUGAUGCAGAUGAGGAUGACAUCGAGCCAGAUAUGAUUGACGAUGACAGCGGCGAUGAUAUUGGACCGAGUGAGCCUGCAUUGGCGGCGGGUGGUUCUAGCACUGGCACACAGCAGUAUCCACCACAUUUUUCCUCUUUGGACUUGGAUGCCAUGAGGCAGGAGGGGGUUUUUGGGCACUCUGUUGGAUUCGGAGCUAGAGAUGCGGAAGGGACUGCUGGUCUGACAGAGUUCCAGGUUGGUCAGCAAUUUCAAGAUAAAGAUGAGGCCCUUUUAAGUGUGAAGACUUACAGCAUCCAGCGAGGGGUACAGUACAAGGUAGUGGAGUCCGAUCAUCGCCGGUAUGUGGGCAAGUGUUCCGAGUUUGGGAAUGGGUGCACAUGGUUGAUUCGGCUGAGUCUCCGGAAGCGCAAGGGCAUUUGGGAGGUCAAACGGUACAAUGGACCUCACACUUGCCUGGCCACAUCCAUCUCGAGUGACCACAGGAGCUUGGAUUAUCAUGUGAUUUCGGCGUUCAUUAUGCCAAUGGUUAGGGCUGAUGCAUCCGUCAGCAUAAAGGUGCUCCUGAACGCCACCGCAGCACACUUUGGGUUUAGGCCGACAGGAAGGUCUGGAUGGCAAAGCAGAAGGCUAUUGCCCUCAUCUACGGUGAUUGGGAUGAGUCAUACAACGAGAUACCUAGGUGGGUGUUGGGUGUCCAGCUGA